Capsicum annuum is the source of this 1805-nucleotide messenger RNA. Its product is annotated as pathogenesis-related thaumatin-like protein 3.5. Gene Ontology annotation, biological process: defense response. The transcript is spliced from 3 exons. Gene Ontology annotation, cellular component: extracellular region. The record is from RefSeq and is a predicted model, not a curated record. Bases 404 to 1315 code for a protein of 303 amino acids. Lineage: Eukaryota; Viridiplantae; Streptophyta; Magnoliopsida; Solanales; Solanaceae.
UCUCCAUACCCAAAAGUCCCAUUGUCACUUGUCUAAUUUAACCCUUUCUGUAACUUUUUACUUUUUAGGCACAGUAAUUAGUGAUUUCUCUGCUUAAUCCAACUUCUAUUUAAACUCCCGCAAUCCCGCUCCCAAACACAUCCACACUUAGUACCUUAAAGUUUAAACUAAUACUUGAAAAUUACGAAUUAACUAUCCUAAUCCCAAUACUCUCUUCCUUCUUAAAUAAUCUCUAACCCGUUUUAACCGGAGCCGACACAGUUGCCGACCUUACACUGUGGCGGUACUUCAUUUCCCCUUCAACGUCGGUCCAAAGUUUUUCCUAUAAAUAUCUGAAUCCUCGUAAGAUUCAGCUCCCAACUCCUUCAAAACAACUUACGCAAAACAGAGUACCAUCAUUACAAUGGAGAAAGCUCAAGUUUUCCUUCCCCUGCUUGGUUUAUGCUUCAUAUUCCUAAUUUCAGGGGUGUCGUCAGCAACAUUUACAUUAGUAAACCAGUGCAGUUAUACUGUAUGGCCGGGGAUAUUAUCUGGUGCAGGAACAACCCAGCUUUCUCCUACUGGAUUUCAGCUGAAUCCAGGUCAAUCCAUUCCCGUUUCUGUUCCGGCAGGUUGGUCCGGUCGUUUUUGGGGUCGGACUUUCUGCUCCCAAGAUUCCACCACUGGUAAAUUCACCUGCGUAACAGGUGAUUGUGGCUCCGGAGCACUAGAAUGCACCGGCGGAGCUGCUCCGCCAGCGACACUAGCUGAGUUCACACUCAACGGCGCCGAUGGACUGGAUUUCUACGACGUUAGCCUUGUGGAUGGUUACAACUUACCCGUGUUGGUAACCCCACAAGGUGGUACCGGCGCCGGAAACUGUACGGCAACUGGUUGCGUUGUGGAACUUAACGGGCCGUGUCCGGCGGAGCUGAAGCUGAUGAGUACCGGCACCGGCGGAGGCGGUGAUGAGUGCGUGGCGUGCAAAAGCGCGUGUGAAGCGUUUGGAGAUCCGAAGUAUUGUUGUAGUGGGGCAUUUGCUACGCCGGAUACAUGCAAGCCGAGUGAUUACUCGGAGUUUUUCAAGAGUUCAUGCCCACGCGCAUACAGCUAUGCGUAUGAUGAUGGAACAAGCACCUUCACUUGUGCUUCUGCAGAUUAUGUCAUCACAUUUUGUCCUGCACCUUCAACUAGUGUUAAAUCGCUUGGAGGACAAUACGCUGGUGGUGGCAGCAAUGUUUCAUCAUUGAUGAGUAGCAGUGGCAUUUCAACCUCUGCUCCAUUACCAUUCUUAACAAGUUUGAUGAUCUCCAUUGUAGCAGUCCUUUUGCAAUAGAUGUUGUAAUUUUGGUCAUUUGAGUAUUGAAGUGGGCCACUAGUCAGACAAAUUAUUUAGCCCACUAUACUUCAAAGGUAUUGUUGCCGGCACAGAGAAUAUACCAAACUUUUGCAUGUGAACACAAUAGCCCAACGUCGGCCUAUUUUUGGAGUGUUUGAAGAAGUGGUAUCCAUGUGACGUUGGAAUCUUUGAUUUCUUGUUUUGAUAAAAAAGAAGCAGCAGCAUGAAAGAGGGCUAUAAUAGACAAAAUGGAACGAAGGAGGACAGGCCAAGUUGUAAAUUGCCUAUGUAAUGGAAUUGUUUUACUUAAAAAAGAUGGUUGGUUGAGUUUAAUUAUAUUAGCAUUCAGAAUAGUUCUUGUAAAUAAAUAAAGUGUAGACAAGGUUUAGUGGCUUGGAGUUGGAGGGAUCAGUUUUAUUCAAGUAAUGCCUUAUUGAUGACAUUAAAAAGGGUUGAAUGUAUCUACUCGAGUUUUUUGUCUUUUUAA